Molecule: messenger RNA, 2640 nt
Organism: Cebus imitator (Panamanian white-faced capuchin)
Lineage: Eukaryota; Metazoa; Chordata; Mammalia; Primates; Cebidae
Product: zinc finger protein 264
Exons: 4
Coding region: 420-2303 (627 amino acids)
Biological process (GO): negative regulation of transcription by RNA polymerase II
Molecular function (GO): DNA-binding transcription repressor activity, RNA polymerase II-specific
Source: RefSeq, a predicted model, not a curated record
GGACGCCAUUUUUCUCUGCGCCUAUGUACGGAGUCUGGAGCCGCUGAGGGCGCCGGCCAGGGCCGCUUUCCAGGGCCCUAAUCAGGACCGAGGAGGGGAGGAGAGUAGGAAUCCCCGCUGCACCUUUGUACGAGGUUGACGGAGCCUCAACGGGCUUGUUCCUGGGUCGCCGUCAAGCCGCGGUCUCUCCUCCCCCGCCCUUCAGCCCUGCGGUCGCCAGGGGCUGCCCGCUGGGUCUGGAUCGCCGUUACCAUCGAGGAGGCGGCGCCCUGGGUCUGGAACGCCGUUGCCACUGAAGAGGCGGCGGCCCCGAGCGCGGCGAGUAGCCGCGUGCAACUGGCCAGGACCGGGCACAGGUGGGGUCCGCUAAGCCGCCGGAGGCUGCUCUGUCCCAGCUCUGCGGCCCAGGGAGUGACGUGAUGGCGGCAGCGGUGCUGACGGACCGGGCUCAGGUUUCUGUGACCUUUGAUGACGUGGCUGUGACUUUCACCAAGGAGGAGUGGGGGCAACUGGACCUAGCUCAGCGGACCCUGUAUCAGGAGGUGAUGCUGGAAAACUGUGGACUCCUGGUGUCUCUGGGGUGUCCUGUUCCCAGACCUGAGCUGAUCUACCACCUAGAGCAUGGGCAGGAGCCAUGGACCAGGAAGGAAGACCUCUCCCAAGGCACCCAUCCAGGUGACAAAGGAAAGCCUAAGACCACAGAACCUACUACUUGUGAUCCAGCUUUGUCAGAGGGAAUCUCACUUCAGGGACAACUGACAAAAGGAAAUUCAGUGGCCUCCCAGUUGGGGCAAGCCAAGGAUCAGGAUGGGCUAUCAGAAAUGCAGGAAGGACACUUAAUACCAGGAAUAGAUCCCCAGGAGAAACUUCCUGGGAAAAUGAGCUCUGAAUGUGAUGGUUUAGGGACAGCUGAUGGUGUGUGUUCAAGGAUUGGACAGGAGCAAGUCUCUCCAGCAGAUACAGUCCAUAGCCAUAACUCAUGUGAAUCAGGUAAAGAUCCCAUGAAUCAGGAAGAGGAAAAUAUCUUUAAAUGCAGUGAAUGUGGAAAAGUAUUUAACAAGAAACACCUCCUUGCUGGACAUGAGAAAAUUCACUCUGGAGUGAAGCCCUAUGAAUGCACAGAAUGUGGGAAAACCUUUAUUAAGAGCACACAUCUCCUGCAACAUCACAUGAUCCACACUGGGGAGAGGCCCUAUGAGUGUAUGGAGUGUGGAAAGGCCUUUAACCGGAAGUCAUACCUUACUCAGCACCAGCGGAUUCACAGUGGAGAGAAGCCUUACAAGUGCAAUGAAUGUGGAAAGGCCUUCACCCACCGAUCCAAUUUUGUCUUGCAUAACAGGAGACACACUGGAGAAAAAUCCUUUGUGUGCACAGAAUGUGGGCAAGUCUUUCGACAUAGGCCAGGUUUUCUUCGGCACUAUGUUGUCCACAGUAGUGAGAAUCCCUAUGAGUGCUUGGAGUGUGGCAAGGUCUUCAAACACAGGUCAUACCUUAUGUGGCACCAGCAGACUCAUACUGGGGAGAAGCCCUAUGAGUGCAGUGAAUGUGGGAAGGUCUUCUUGGAGAGCGCAGCCCUCAUUCACCACUAUGUCAUCCACACUGGGGAGAAGCCCUUUGAGUGCCUCGAGUGUGGGAAAGCUUUCAACCACCGAUCAUACCUCAAGAGGCACCAGCGGAUUCAUACUGGGGAGAAGCCUUUCGUGUGCAGUGAAUGUGGAAAGGCCUUCACCCACUGCUCUACUUUUAUCUUGCAUAAAAGGGCCCACACUGGAGAAAAACCUUUUGAGUGCAAAGAAUGUGGAAAAGCCUUUAGCAAUCGGAAGGACCUCAUCCGACAUUUCAGCAUCCACACUGGAGAGAAGCCCUAUGAGUGCGUGGAGUGUGGAAAGGCUUUUACUCGCAUGUCAGGCCUCACGAGGCACAAGCGGAUUCAUAGUGGAGAGAAGCCUUAUGAAUGUGUUGAGUGUGGGAAAUCUUUUUGCUGGAGCACAAACCUCAUUCGACAUGCAAUUAUCCAUACUGGAGAGAAGCCCUAUAAGUGCAGUGAAUGUGGAAAGGCCUUCAGUCGCAGCUCAUCCCUCACUCAGCAUCAAAGGAUGCAUACUGGGAAAAAUCCUGUCAGUGUAACAGAUGUGGGAAGACCUUUCACAAGUGGACAAACCUCAGUUACCCUUCGAGAACUUCUUUUAGGGAAGGACUUUUUGAAUGUAAACACUGAGGCAAAUAUUUUGCCAGAGGAAACAUCUUCCUCUACAUCUGAUCAACCAUACCAAAGAGAAACCCCACAAGUGUCUUCACUGUGAGAAAACAUUCUGUUGCUGAACAUUACAUGUCAUCUGAAGAGUCAUGUUAGAAAUUCAUUCCGUCUACAGCCUUAUUCUCCAUCUGAUAAUUUAUCCUGGAGAGAGACCUGGUGGUUAUUGUGCACAUAGGAAAACCUUCAGCUGCAUCUUUCUCCUUAGUUUACAGUGCAAUGUUAUCUCAGGAAUUAUUUUUAAAAGGAGGAGGAAACAGAAAAAAAUGAAAUGCAAGCACACAUCUUUUCAGACUUCUCUGCCAAGCCUGCAGCGCUUUGUCAUAGAUUCCUUAGUAUAUUUGGGGGAAGGGAAAUGUUUCAAGGUAAAGGGCCUUGACCCUUUU